Molecule: messenger RNA, 1371 nt
Organism: Hirsutella rhossiliensis
Lineage: Eukaryota; Fungi; Ascomycota; Sordariomycetes; Hypocreales; Ophiocordycipitaceae
Product: major facilitator superfamily domain-containing protein
Exons: 7
Coding region: 1-1371 (456 amino acids)
Biological process (GO): transmembrane transport
Molecular function (GO): transmembrane transporter activity
Source: RefSeq, a predicted model, not a curated record
AUGGCAUGGGGUGUGCUUGACGACCCGCACACGAAAAUCCCACCCGGGACAGUAAGCUUGACGAGCACUGAAAACGUCCGUUACAGAAAGGUGAAGAAGCACGGCAACAUUGUUCUGCAACCGCAACCGAGCGAUUGUCCCAAUGAUCCCCUUAAUUGGUCUUGGACAUGGAAGAUCGGACAUUUUCUGGUCAUUGCACUUGGAUCUAGCCUGACGAACGCCGUUACCGUUAUGGUAGCUCCAGGCCUGGUUCCUCUUUCGGAAGCGUUGGGGGUAUCCCAGGAUGAAAUCUCUGUGUACACCAUCGGGGCCGUUGCUUUCUGGACGGCAAUAGGAGGCUUCAUCACCGUCUCCGGAGCCGAUACAUUCCCAUCCUUGGUCAUCAUGCGGACAAUGACAGGCUUCGCCUCAGCGCCGCUUCUCCUGCUUGCUCCGGCAACCAUAUCGGACAUCUUCUUCGCCCACGAACGGGGCACAUAUAUUGCCAUCUUUGGCGCCGUACUAAAUGGUGGCGGUCAACUAGGGCAGGUUAUUGCCGGCUUCAUUAUCGACUCUAUGGGCGUUCCUGCUCUUUUCAAGUUCACCGCUGUCGCAUAUGCGACCCUUCUUGUCAUCGCCUAUUUUGUUGUCCUAGAAUCCGCAUACUUCGACCGAGAGAACGCAGGACCCGAUGAGAUUCACGAAUUCGGCACGUAUGACGACUGGAGCAUUGAAGAUCACAAGACUAAGGUCUCGCCCGAUGCUAAGGAGAAAUAUAGCCAAAGCAUCCCCGUACUUACCUCAGUCAUCGUCACCCUACCGCCAUACAAUCUCACGCCUGCCCAAGUUGGUCUCACGUACCUACCGCUGGUGGGCGUCUCUCUCGUCGGCGGGCCUCUGUUUGGAUGGAUCCUAGACGCCGUCGCCCGCUUCAUGGCUACACGAAAUAAGAUCAAAAGUGGCGUCUUCGAGCCCGAGUUUCGGUUGGUAUCCUUGCUUGUCUGCGCGCCAUUGAGUACAGCUGGCCUCGUUGGCCUCGGCGUCAGCAUCGACAAAGGCUUGCCACUCGCUUGGGCGUUGGUCUCGCUAUCUGCUGCCUUUUUGGGAUUUAUGUGGACUACGCAGGCGGUCCUGACCUAUGUCGUCGACUGCUUCCCAAUCAUCUCCGGCCAAGCCUUCACGUUGAUCAACCUCUUUGCCGCCGCUGGCAUCUUCGUCGCAUCGGGUGGGCUCAUUAAUUGGUACAUUGCGGCAGGGCCAGCUAUCGUGUUCAAUGUUCUCGCCGCCAUAGGUGUGGCGGUAACAGCGCUCACGAUCCCGGCCUACAUCUUUGGCAAAAGGCUCAGAGGCAAGAUUGCUAGAGUUAAGUGGACUCGCUCGCUCAUCCACUAG